Messenger RNA from Pantherophis guttatus, 15717 nucleotides. Lineage: Eukaryota; Metazoa; Chordata; Lepidosauria; Squamata; Colubridae. The record is from RefSeq and is a predicted model, not a curated record.
CAGCCUUGAGGGAGGAGCCAUGCUAUUUGCAGCUUGCCCUGUAGCCUUACGCGAGAGGAAGGAGAGGGUGGAAGGAAGAGAAAAUGGCUCAAGUCCGCGUCUUUGGGGGUCACGCGGUUACUGGAAUCUAAAAGGAUCAAGGGUCCGCCCACGUAGCCGCUAUGGAAAUAUGACAGCUGAGGAGAGUCCAGCCAAAAGCUGACCCAAGCGAUUGGGUCCUGCCUAAUUCCGACGUGGCCCUACUUGUGGCUGAAACCAGCCUCCCGGCGAGGAUCUGGAAACUUCAUCCCUUUCUCCCAAAAUAUACUCGCUUUGCUUUGGUGGACUUGAAAACGUCUAACUGUACCGAGGAACGCUGGAUGUGGUGCAAUACAGCCCAGCUACCUCCCGCAACUAACACUUCAAAGUUUUGCAUCUCUACUUUGGGUCGCGUGCGUAUGCGUGUUUAAAGGGAAAGAACUUGCCACAGUAUUUGCUAUCGGAAUUCUCUCAGGACGGGGAAGGAGAUUGAACAGCAGAAAUAACAUUGGGAAGAAGGUGCAAGGAAUCGGGUGGGAGAUAGCGGCGUUGUUUGGAUUAAGCGAUCGUAACCCCCGAAAGAACGAACUCCAGCUUCGGAAGGCCAGUGAACCGAUGGCUACGAAAUUGUCGACUUGUAGCUUUUAGAGAGGCUAGGGGGAUAUUCACCGUCGGAGCGCUAAAGACAAGGGCAGAGAAAGCGCGAGCUGCAGGAGAAGGGGAGGAGAAAUCAGGCAGCCGAAUGGGAGCCUGCUCUGAGAGUCCGGUCCGGGUUUUGCUUACAGCCCCGGGCAUUAGCAAUAGCGGCGGCAGCAAGAGGCAGCCCUUUGCAAUGUGGUCCGCCUGUCUCGGCACUUGCAGAGCGAGGAUGUAGAGCUUCGCUGCCGCUCCUGAAUGUGUCCGGCGGGGAGUCCGCUUCGCUGAGGUCCCUUUUUGAGAGAGGAUACCUUGGGGCAGGUGUUAAAAUCGCCAGCAUCACCACUGGGCACGAUCUGGAUUUGCCUCUCUAAUCCGGCUAGCGCCAGCGCGCGCGCAACACGCACACACGGACUGCCCGGGGUGGCGGGUGCAGCUCUCCUUCCUCCCUCUGCUUCACGGCUGCUAUUCUUGUAGCUCCGGACCGCUUAGCUUCUGGUAGGUGCAACAAUCUGAAGAGGCCUUUUCUCUGGGUUCUAUAUGUAGAUGUAGGGCGGGAAGGAGGAAAGUCUUGCGGAAAAGUUUGCGGCGGUGAAGUAAUUCCCUUCCCUUCGGGUGCUGCCGAGUGGAUGGCGUAAGUCCCUCUGGCUUCCUUCCACCUUCCGCGCCGCCUUCCUCCGUCCCUCCCUGCUUUCCUUCUGGGGAGGUGUUGCUGCCGCAGCAGCACAUCCACGCUGGUCUCAGAUCAGUGGCUCCAGACAAAAAGCGAGGGGGGAUUUGGGGUGUGUGCCGCGUGCGAUUCUGAGCAGCGCCAGCGGCAAAAGAGCAGCUUCGGGAGGUCCCCUGAAGAGGGCGGGCUCUUCCCUCGAUCCCGAAAGCCAACCCGGGGCAGAGACCUCGGCUCCUUUUCUGUUUCUGCAGGAAGAGAAGCGGCCGGAGCUGCCCGCCGAGGCUGUGAGUGGACCCGCCAGGAAGGAAAGAAGAGACGUCCUAGAAGCUUAAUUUCUUCGGCAAGGAAGGCUUCAUUUCACCUUCUUCUCUUACUUGAGGUGGUUUCACGAAAUAAGCAGCAAAAAAGUUAGAAGUCACGGAUUCACUUGAAGAUUAUUUUGUAAACAGCAUUUGCUUCUGAUUCCUGCUUUUUGCACAAGUAAGGAAAAGAUAGAAAAGGUUUCCUGAAGAAGAGGACGUUCAGUUAAAGAACAUUCAUCCAGAGGGAGGAAUCUGAAGAUUUGUUGAUGGAUUUCAUAUGGAGUAUCAUUUAAUGUGCUGAGAUAAAUAGAAGAACAGGCCACACACCUUUCUGCUGCUGUUUACAUUUCAGGUUCAAAUACUAAGCGUUUGCCUAAAAUAUGUCAUAUGUGACAUCUGGUUAUGUCCUUGAUCUUCAUCCAUAACCUGGUUAACUCAUUGUCUAUUUUAUCAUAUGCUGACAUUUGUAAACCAUUCCAAGAGUGCUAUAAAGCAUGUGGAGUGAUAUAUAGGGCUUUGUCUCUGUCCUGAAACUUAACUUUGAAGAUUCUGGUCUGGACACAAGAUAUUGAGGAUAUAUCAAAACCAUUUAAUUCUGUAGGGUUAAAUGGGAAGUAAAAUAUUCACCACUCGCCAGAGGAAGUCAUAGGCAGGAGUUUUUCCCAGACCCAUGUAAAAAUGCUGGAAUUGGACUUGCACACAGAUUCUUUUCUUCUCAGAGCUACGUGUGAUAUAUGAAACCUGCAGGAGAUGUUGUAAUGACUGUGAAAUUACACUGAGGACAGAUCUUGCUCCUUCCAUUUUUUUGUGAUUACUGCUCUUACUAUUGUGAUUGAUCAUUUUCUACAAGUGAGCUGGUUGCUUUGUCUGGUCUUUUUGUUUAAAAAAAGAGAAAGAAAGAUGUCUGAUCCUGACGCCCAUCAAGAUGCUGGUAUCAAGCCAGGCUUGUUGGAAAAAAGCAACAAUUCUGGUGAUUCUCAGCCCUCAAUCAACUUGGAAAGAAGGAACAAAAGUGGGAUAAUUAGUGAACCUUUGAACAAAAGUCUUAAGAAGUCUCGACCACUGUCCCAUUACUCUGCUUUUGGUAGCAGCAGCUCAUUAAGUGAACAUUCAGAGAAAUGUGUCCCUAUGACCAACAGCAGUGAGGCAAUCGUGGAAAAAAGCAAUUCUACCUCAAAGCACAAAACCAUCUCUGAUAUGUUGAGCAGAUCAGAUAUUUCUUUGGAAGGACAGAACAUCUUGCAACAGUUUGCUCAGUCUACAGAGUUGCUCAAAAGAGUAGUCCAGGAGCACAUCCCUCUGCCUAAUGACCAUGGGACGGGCAUCUCAGACAUGGAAGCUGUCUCAACAGCUGAAACAAUGAACAACCCAUCUGAUUUUCCUUACCUGGGGGCUUUUCCCAUCAACCCUGGCCUUUUCAUUAUGACCCCUGCUGGUGUAUUUUUGGCAGAAAGUGCACUCCAUAUGGCUGGCUUAGCAGAGUACCCAAUGCAGAAUGAAUUGGCAUCUGCCAUCAAUUCAGGGAAAAAGAAACGAAAACGAUGUGGCAUGUGUCCUCCUUGCAGAAGACGAAUAAACUGUGAGCAGUGCAGCAGUUGUAGGAACCGUAAAACUGGACAUCAGAUUUGCAAAUUCCGAAAAUGUGAAGAACUUAAAAAGAAGCCUUCUGCUGCACUGGAGCUUCUUGUUCCAGGCGUGUGGCUGAAGUAAGGGGCUGGAAAUCGGAAAAUCUCCUGUCUGCCACCUCUUCGUUGGAAAGAUCAAUCAAAUCAUUUAGGAAGAGUGGUCUUAGUUUCAUUUUGCCUUUUUUCUUCUGUUUCGGCAUUUUAGCAAAAAUAAUUAGCGUACCUCAGUAGCUAAAAACUAAUUGCCUAUGCGCUCUUAUCAGAAAUAACAAAACAAGGAAAAAAGCCAUAAAUCAACCGUCCGAGCUACCAGAUGUCAGGGCGUUGAUUAAUCCCAUGUUUGGCUCUGGUUUAGAGGAUGGAUCGAGGCUUAUUCCUUGUUGCAAUAUUCUGAAAAAGAAACGCGAAGAAAAGUUUCUAAUAAAACUCAUUUAUUUGUUAUAAAGAAAAUAAAACACCUCACUAACCAAGAAAAGUUAAUUGCUACAUUUUUGAAAAUAGUUCUUGCCGGCUAUUUCUCAGCCGGACCUUGCUGGCAAGAGAACAAAGGAAAGAGUGUGUGAAGCAAGUGAAGGAAUGUGGGUGGAUGCACAUGCGUAGUAGCUUCUGAUAACAAUUCUUGGCAAGGUACAGAAAGUCAGAUAGUCCAGAAAUAAUUGGCUCAGCUGGUAAAUAAAAUAACGCAGUGACACUGGGAAAGGUGAUCUCCUGCAUAGGCAUCGUACCAUGGGCCCGCCUCCACUGCAGGGUGCUGCAGUGGUUUCUUCUCCCAUAUCAGAGGACCCAUCAGAGCACUACAUCCCCCUUGGUCCGGAUUCCCCUAGAGGUCUGACACUCCCUCAGAUGGUGGGUCUCCCCCGCCUUGUCACAGGGUCGGGAGUUCAGGGAACCCUAUCGCUUAGUUCUGACGAUGGACGCCAGCCUUCACGGCUGGUGAACUCACCUCGAUUCAUGCAUGGCCCAGGAUCAGUGGACUCCAGAGGACCUGACCCACAACAUCAAUUGGUUGGAGCUCCGGGCAAUCCACCUAGCCCUGCAAUCAUUUCAGAUGGUGGUCGAAGACCGAGACAUUUUGAUUGUGACAGGUAAUGUGGCUGCCAAGUGAACCGCCUUGGAGGGACCCAUUCCUGGCACCUCAUGCAGGAAGCCAUUCAGUUGGGCCUCUGGGCAGAGACUCAUCUAAGAUCCAUUCAGGCCUCUCAUAUAUCAGGGUUGGUGAACAUGCAGGCGGACCCGCUCAGCAGAGCUUCAGUUGACCACGGGGAGUGGUGCCUGCACCCGGACCUGUUCAGGGACCUCACGGUCUGAUUUGGGGUUCUGACAGUUGACUUGUUCACCACCCGCGACAAUCGCCAGGUGGAGAGAUUGUUUGCCAGAUAUCCAAUGCCAGGAGUGGAAGGCAUGGACGCCCUGCGCAGCCCAUGGCCUCCAGGUGUGCUUUACGCCUUUCCCCCUCUCCCCAAGGUCAUCAGGAAGAUGCUGGAGAAGGGGGCAGAGCUACUGCUGCUGGCUCCUCAUUGGCCCCGGCGCCCCUGGUUCACGGACCUGGUGGCCCUUUCUGUGGCCCAGCCUUGGAGAUUCCCUCAGGCCAGGAUAUCGCUCAGCCAGGGGCAGUUGGUCCACCCGGACUCUUGGUGGUUCCAACUGACCGCCUGGCACUUGAGCGGUAUCUCCUGAGGAAGGACCAGCUAUCCUCCAGCGUGAUUGACUUCAUUCAGGCCUCGCCUCGCGAUAGGAUUCCAUCAACCGGAUCUAUGUCACUACCUGGCGGGCUUUCAGCAAUUGGUGCUCCAAAAUGGCUCUGGAGCCUAGGGAGGUGUCCACGGUGAACAUCCUGGAAUUUCUGCAGGACAACCUAGAGGAGGGAUUGGCGCCUAACACUCUUUGGAGACAGGUAGCUGCCCUUUCUUCCAUUCUGUGGUGCGGGUCCAGGAGUUCCCUCUCACACCUUCCUUUGAUUCGACAAUUCCUUCGGGGGCAGCUAAUCUUCGUCCCCCUGUUAUCCAUUGGUUUCCCACUUGGGACUUCACAUGGGUCUUGAAUGCCCUCACCAGAGGUCCCUUUGAACCGUUGAGGGAGGCCAGUCUUAAGUUUUUCUUCUACAAGAUGGCCUUCCUGGUGGUCGUAACCUCGGCUCGCCGCAUUUCCGAGUUGGCGGCUCUCUUGGUGACCUGUGUCUUCCAUUCCGACAGGGUUGUUCUACGACUGGACCCUACCUUCAUUCCGAAGGUUAAUACCACGUUCCAUAGAUCUCAGGAAUUGAUUCUACCCAAUUUCUGUCCUGAACCAGUACACCGGCUGGAACGCUUGUGGCAUACCUUAGAUGUCUGGAGAGCUCUCCGUGUAUAUAUUAAACGGACCUCCUCCUCCUUUCAACCUGCCACCUUGGGUCAUAAGGUUACAUCCUCCACUCUAGGUCUCUGGCCCUGGGCUUGUAUUGCUAAAGCCUACAAGGCCCAGGCAUUGCCCGCCCCUUGGCGUAUCACUGCCCACUCCACCAGGAGUGCAGCCACCUCGGCGUCUUGGGCUACCCAGGCCUCCCUGGGGGACAUCUGUAGGGCUCCCACCUGGACGUCCCCUUCCCCAUUUGUCUGCCAUUAUAAAUUAGAUGAUGUUCUGUCCCCGUCCCCCCCCCCACACAAACAGCCAGCCAGGGGUUAAAGAAGUACUCGGCACACACAAGGUUCAUUAUCAGGAACUUGGCAGCAAUACGAUAACCGUCUGCCAAGUGCUUUACUACAAGAAGAGGGAGUGUUCCUCCACCAGAUAACACCAACGAAUACACACAGUUUUCAAAGCAGUCCAGCUCAAACAUGAAACCUUCAGCAGAUUUGGCGUUGUACAAAGUGACUAGCCAGAAGUUAGCUUUGUCCAUCACAGAGUCUAAAUGGCCACCACACUCUCUUAUAUAGCCUGUGGGGUGUGGUCCAGUGACUCAGCUUAAUCCCUGGCACGCCUCCUCAUCUGCUGCAAAUGUUUAUCUUGCCUUCGUUGGCGUGGAUCCAGGAACGACUUAUCACUCUCAUUGCUGUCAUCGGAGACACCUGGCUCCUGGUCAAUCUCCUCUCCCUCGGCAGACACCUGAGGCAUUGCCAGAGAGGAGGGGCCUGGAGAGGGAGGCCUGGCCGGCUCCUCUCCUUCAUGUUCGGAGCCUUCUUCCUCCGAUAAGAUAGGCUCGGAGGAUGGAGCCACAACACUAUCCCCCACCGCAGGGCCCUUCCCCCGGGUCUGACGGUCGGGAUGUGGUCAGGACGGGAACUGGUCGUGAAAGGCCCGUACCAGGUCAGGGGCCUGAACGGAAGAAGCGUCCACCCAGCUGAAAUCCUCGGGCCUGUACCCCUUCCAGGCAAUGAGGUAUUGGAAGCGCCCCUUCAGCCAACGGGAGUCCCGGAUGCUGUCCACCUCGUACGUCGAGGUGUCGUCCUCGUCGGCUGCGGCUGGGGGGGGCAGGCAUUGUCGGGCGUCGGAGAUGGCUCGUUGGGGCUUCAGGGACCAGGAGGGACCGAUGGAAAACAGGGUGGAGUCGCAUGGAGCGUGGCAGAGUCAACCGGUAGGCCACCGGGUUGAUGACUGCCUCGACCGGGAAGGGACCAAUAAAACGGUGGUUGAGCUUCUUUACCGGUCGGUCCGUCGGGAGGUGUUUCGUGGACAGCCAUAUCCGGUCUCCCACUACCAGCGGUGGCAUCGCCCGUCGAGAACGGUUGGCGACCCGCUUGUAGUCCUCCUUUGCCCGGGUCAGCUGCCGCCACACCAGCUGCUGCACUGCUUGCAGUUCCGAGAGGAAGUCCUGGGUUUUGGGAACAGGAGAGUCCGAGAUGGCCAGUGGGAAAAACCGUGGGUGGUAUCCCGCGUUGGCAUGGAAUGGGGUCAUCUGGAUGGAGGUGUGUUGGGAGUUGUUAAAGGCGAACUCCGCCAGGGGAAGGUACUCGGCCCAGUUGUCCUGCUGCUGGUUGACGAAACAGCGGAGGUACUGUUCGAGGAUGCCGAUGACCUUCUCCAUUCCCCCGUCAGUCUCCGGAUGGUGUGACGAUGACAGGCACACCUGCACCUCAAACGCGGCCAUCAGGCUUUUCCAGAAGCGGGCCAUGAAUUGGGCCCCGCAGUCCGAAACCACCCGGUCCGGCAGGCCGUGGAGGCGGAAGAUGUGUUGCAGGAACAGGCGUGCUGUGUUGUGGGCUGAUGGCAGUCCACGGCACAGGAUAAAAUGUGCCAUCUUUGUGAGCGCAUCCACCACCACGAGGACGGUCGUGAAUGUAGCGGACAGUGGCAGGUCCGUCAGGAAGUCCAUGGAGAUGGCUCCCCACGGUCUCUCCAGUGUCGGCAGCGGCUGGAGGAGUCCAGGAGGUGGGCUGGAUGCGGCUUUGGCCUGUCGGCACGUCACACAGGAUGUCACGUACGCGUGCACGCCGUGCCGUACCUGAAGCCACCAAAAAGUCCAAGUCACCAGUUUCAGCGUCUUAAAGAACCCGAAAUGCGCCGCGGGGUUGUCAUGGCACUGGUUCAUGACAAGGGCUCGGAGCGGACUCGUGGGCACGUACAACCAGUCCCGGUGCUUCAACAAGCCCUCCUCCAAAGUCCAUGGGGAUGCGGGGCCGACUUCCGCUUUCCGCUGCUGCGACCAGUCAUCCUGACGCUGCGCUUCUAGCACCUGAGCCCGCAAGUCCAUCGGUUCUUGGACCGUGGCCAAGGAUUUCGCUGGCAGCACCGUCCGUGGGGAAGGGAGUCCUUAGGGCAAAAGUACUCCGGCUUGCGGGAUAGAGCAUCUGCUCUCUGGUUGUGGCCGCUCGGGAUAUAAGUCAUUUGGAAGUUGAACCGGGCGAAAAACAACGACCACCGGAUCUGCCGCUGGUUCAACUUCCUGGCCGUGGUGAGGUGCUCCUGGUUCCGAUGGUCCGUCCGCACCUCCACCUAGUGUCGGGCCCUCUCGAGGUGAUGCCGCCAAGCCUCGAACGCGGCCUUGAUAGCCAGCAACUCUUUUUCCCAGAUGGUGUAAUUGCGCUCAGAAGGAUUGAGUUUCCGGGAGUAAUAAGCGCAGGGAAAAAGAGUGCCGCCAUCCACCGGGGCCUGUAGCAGCACCACCCCAAUCGCCACAUUGGACGCAUCUGUCUCGACUAUGAACGGACGAUGUGGGUUGGGGUGCCUCAGGACAGGUUCCGUGAUGAAGGCCUGUUUCAGGACCUCAAAGGCCUGUUGCUGCGGGGGACCCCACUGGAACGGAACCUUCUUCCGAAGGAGCUCGGUCAGCGGCAAGGUCAGGGUGGCGAAGCCCGGGAUGAAAGUUCGGUAGUAGUUGGUGAAACCCAGCAGAUGCUGGAUGUCCUUCACCCGACGAGGGGGUUCCCAACUACGCAAGGCCUCUACCUUGCGCGGGUCCAUGGCGAUGCCUUUGGGGGAGAUGAUGUGCCCUAGGAACUCUAUGGAAGUCUGGAAGAAGAAACAUUUCUCCAACUUCGCAUAGAGUUGGUGCUCCCGCAGGUGCUGUAGGACCUGGCGGACAUGCUGGAGGUGGCUUUACUGGGUCUGGGAAUAGAUCAAAAUGUCAUCCAGGUAUAUAACCACAAACUGGUCCAACAUGUCCCGGAAAAUGUCGUUCAUUAGAUGCUGGAAAACUGCGGGGGCGUUGGUCAGCCCGAAUGGCAUGACGGUGUACUCGAAGUGGCCGUAUCGGGUGCCAAACGCCGUCUUCCACUCGUCCCUCUCUCGCACGCGCACCAGAUUGUAGGCCCCUCGGAGAUCAAGCUUAGUGAAGAUCGAGGCCUCCCGCAACCUCUCCAUCAGCUCCGAGAUGAGCGGCAGGGUUUAACGAUUCCGCACGGUGAUUGCGUUUAACCGCCGGUAGUCACAGCACAGGCGUAAGUCCCCCGUCUUCUUCAGAAAGAGGACCGGGGCUGAGAGAGGGGAGGACGAAGGCCGGAUGAACCCUCGAGCAAGUUUUUGUCCAGGAAGUCCCGUAGGGCGGCCAACUCGGGCUCCGACAUGGAAUACAGGCAUCCCACGGGCAGUGGCGCAUUGGGGAUCAGGUCCACCGGGCAGUCAUAGGGUCGAUGCGGGGGUAAGCGGUCCGCCUCCUUUUCGCUGAACACGUCGGCGAAGGGCGUCAGCUCAGGAGGCAAAGAGACAGCAGGGGUGGAGACAUCCUGGCCAGCACAGGUGUGGCAGUUGUGAUCGACACACUGCAGGCUCGGGAAGGAGAUGGCAUUCCUUGACCAGGCCACCUGCGGAUCGUGGGCCCGAAGCCAGGCCAUCUCCAAGACCAGCGGGAAAUGCAGGUCCGCCGUCACAUAAAAUUGGAUCGCUUCCUCGUGGGCCCCAAUGGUGAGGCGCAAAGGCUGAGUCACGAACUUAAUGGGCCUCGCUACAAGUUCCCGCCCAUCAAUAGUCUCGACCCUCAAUGGAGGGUCCACUGGAACCAUGGGAACCUUAAAAUGGGCCACAAAGGCCUGGUCCAUGAAGUUUGUCGUGGCCCCCGAGUCCACCAGCGCAUGCGCUUGAAGCCCCUCCGACCGGUUGGCCAACAAAACCCGGGUGUCCAGAAUCAGGUGCCGAGGGGGCUCACAGUCCACAGCCGCCGACUCCGGCGGGGCAUGGCUACGUGCCUGACCCAGGGUUUCCCCUAGGCCAGACCUGCCCCGUUUCCCGGCUGGUCACGCCAAGAUUCCGGAACAGGCUUGAGCGCCCCACUGCUCUUCCUGGGGCAGGAGGCGGCAAAAUGUCCAGCCUCCCCGCAAUAGAGGCACAAUCCCCCUUGGCAUCUCCGCAUUCGCUCCUGGGCUGUCAGGCGUGGUUGAGCCACUCCCAGCUCCAUGGGCUCCUCCGCGGUUGCCACGAAACGCGGGGUCACCCGGGACGCUGUCGGUGCAGGACGCAGGGAUGCAGAAACGGUCGGGGUUUCCUGGAUGGGCCGGUGGGUCUUGCGCCGUUGGAAGCGGGCGUCGAUGCGCAAACACUGUGUUACGAGGGCGUUGAGGGUCUGAGGCGCCUCCACCUGCACCAGCUCGUCCUGCAGGUCGUCGGAGAGGCCAUCCUGGAAAGCGUCCCUUAACGCUGCAUCGUUCCAGUCAGAGUCCUGGCCCAGAAGCCGAAAUUCAGCCACAUAUUCCUGCAGGGGCGCUUCCCUUGACAGAGGUCCUUGAGGCGCCUGGCUGCAGUCUGAGUCUUCAGGGGGUCCUCGUACAUCACCCUCAGAUGUUGCCAAAAGCCCUGAUAAUCUGCCAACAAGGGGCUAUUCUGCAGCAAUAGGGGUAUGGCCCAUCGGGCGGCAUUGCCAGAGAGGAGGUUAAUUACGAAUGCCACCUGAGCUCGGUCGUCCGGAAAGUCCUCUGGCCUCAUAGCCAUAAACAAUUGGCAUUGUCCCAUGAAGGCCGGGAACAUCUCCUGCUGCCCAGAGAACUUAUCUGGCACAUUGAUAGGGCAUUUCUGACGGGGAGGAGGAGGAGGUGGAGGGACAGCUGCAGGUGCAUUUCCCAAAGCCAGCUGCGCAAUUAGCUGGCUGACUUGCUGCUGCAGGAGCUGGUUGGCAUCUUGCAGCUGCUGUAACUGCUGCUGCAGCUGUUGGUCCAUCAUGGUUAAACAAUGGUUUACAUUUCAGGUGACGGACAAGAUGUUCUGUCCCCGUCCCCACACACACACAAACAGCCAGCCAGGGGUUAAAGAAGUACUCGGCACACACAAGGUUCGUUAUCAGGAACUUGGCAGCAAUACGAUAACCGUCUGCCAAGUGCUUUACUACAAGAAGAGGGAGUGUUCCUCCACCAGAUAACACCAACGAAUACAGUGUUCAAAACAGUCCAGCUCAAACAUGAAACCUUCAGCAGAUUUGGCGUUGUACAAAGUGACUAGCCAGAAGUUAGCUUUGUCCAUCACAGAUUCUAAAUGGCCACCACACUCUCUUAUAUAGCCUGUGGGGUGUGGUCCAGUGACUCAGCUUAAUCCCUGGCACGCCUCCUCAUCUGCUGCAAAUGUUUAUCUCGCCUUCGUUGGCGUGGAUCCAGGAACGACUUAUCACCCUCAUCGCUGUCAUCGGAGACACCUGGCUCCUGGUCAAUCUCCUCUCCCUCGGCAGACACCUGAGGCAUUGCCAGAGAGGAGGGGCCUGGAGAGGGAGGCCUGGCCGGCUCCUCUCCUUCAUGUUCGGAGCCUUCUUCCUCCGAUAAGAUAGGCUCGGAGGAUGGAGCCACAACAGAUAUGUAUGUAUCAGCGGAUGUAGCCUUUGGGUGCAGGGUGCUUCAACAGGUUCACACUGACCGGGGGACACCGGGCCGGUUGGCUCCUCCCCCAGUAGGAUAUCGGCUUUGAUAUGUCCCAUACCUGGCUGCCGGUCCCACUCUUCUGGAGAAUGGGCAUUGGUCCUACUUGAAUGCCCUUUCUGUGCAUUGUGGGCCCGGCAGCCAGCGCCAACCUUGGCCUCCUGGGUCUGGUGUGGGUGGCUUCUUGGGGGCGGUGUUUCCCUUCCUGUGGUGGGGGCAUAACCUUGUCUUUGCAGCUCAGCAUGACAGUCUGCAGCAUCAUCCUCGUCGGAAAGCUGGGAAGCAAGAGGAAGAGGAGUGCUUAAUAACUUGCAGACUCGGUCCUGUUGGAUAUCAGACUGAGUUAACCCAUGCCUGGCUGCCAGUUCCACAAUGCAGAGAAAGGGCAUUCAGGUAGGACCAAUGCCCAAUCUUAGUAAAUUGCAUCAGUUGCUUUACCCUGGUCAAGAUGUGUGGUCCAAAUGUUUCUGCAGUGUAGAAGUUGCAGAUUGCAGGACAAAUUUUUCCUGAAACCAAACUGCUUGUUGGAAAGCAAGUUGUUUAUUUCUAAGUGGAGGGUAAUGGAUUGAUUUAUAAUUGAUUCCAUGACUUUACAGGUGACGCAACAGAGUAAGAUCGGUCUGUUAUUUUCCACUAGACUAGGGUCUCCCUUUUUAAAAAUAGGUAUGACCGUGGCUAAUGACCAUAAAUCGGGCAAGGAGCUGGUUCUAAAAGAUACCACAUAGAUUGUACAUAGAGGUUCAGCUAGGGCAGUGGCGAGCUUUUUCAGGAAGUAGGCACAUAAGCCAUCAGGGCCAGUGGAUAGAGAUGGCUUUAGGUUACGUAGUGCCAUUUCAACAAUAUCUACUGUAAGAUCAAUAUGUAGUAAAUCAUUACAAUUUGUUAGGAUACGACUAGGAAAUGGGGGGUCAGUCAACAAAGACUGAGCUGAAGAACGUAUUUAAAAGGUUGGCCUUAACAGCUUCAUCAUUACAGUCUUCCCCGUUAGGCCCUUUUAGGAGUGGGAUAGUUUUCGAGUCUUUAAGAUUGGUGUUUAUGAAAUUAUAGAAGGCUGUGACGGAGUUUAACAACUCUUCCUCCUGAUUGCAAUGGUAACUGAUUCUGCCUUUAUCGGGUGGCAUAAGGCUUUGUAGUGGUUUGUAAAAUUACCAGGUUUUUUGGACUAUAAGAUGCACCACUGUACAAGAUGCACCAAGAUUUCGAAGAGAUACGAAAGAAAAAAGGUUUUUGCCCUCCCUGGCCCCCAGGAGCACUCUGCAGACCUCCCAAACCCUCUGUGCGCCCUGAUUUUGCGAACAACGGGCCCAUUUUUCGCAAAAAUGGGAUGAGCGGGGCAGGGCUUCGGGAGACCAAAAAUGGCUAUAUUUGGUGUAUAAGACGCACCAACAUUUCCACCCUCUUUUAGGAGGGAAAAAAGUGUGUCUUCUUAUACUCCGAAUAAUACAGUAGCUAUGUAGCCAGUUUUGUUUUCUCGCCAAAGAGAUUUUUUUUUUAUUGUAACUUUCUUAUUGAUAUGGGUAAUUUUUUUUUUUUUUUUGGCUUUAGGGGUUAUUUUUGGUACAUAUAGGUUAAUGACUCUAUUAACUUCGAGCAAAAAAAUGUUAUAAUGGUCUUCUGCAGUAUUGCAACCUGUGAACAAAAGGUGCCAACCAAGAGAUGAGGCAGCUAUGAAAUUGUAGUUGGCUUUUUUAAAAUUAUAAUUUGGAGUCCCAUCAUUAUGACCCUCUUUGCAAGGACACAAGUUGAGACAAAAAUAAACCAUACUGUGAUCACUGUUGGAAAAAGAUUCUUUAACUUGUAGGCCAUAAAUUGAGUUUAAGCUAUUGCAGAAGAUGAGAUCUAAGCAAUUGUUGAACCUAGUGUUGUUCGUUACCAACUGCUCCAGCCCCAGCAUCGUAACAGCAUGGUACAGGGUUGCAUGUAUAGGUUCGGUUGUACAUUCGUUUAAGGUCCAAUUAAUAAGAGGCAGAUUGAGGUCACCAAGAAAGAUAAAGGGAAGCUGCCCAUGUUAGUAGUGCAAUUAACUUGUUCGUAUGACCAAGGUUGUAAUCGGGCUCUAUAACAUAGCAAGAAACGAACGUAUUUAAAGACAGUUCACAAACAGUGGUCUCAGGAAGAGCAAGCUCCUGUGUAACAUAAAUCUUUUUCAGACCAAGGGACUUUUUAUAGAAGAUAAAAACACCAUCCCCUCUACGGUUUUCACGAUCAGACUGGAAAACGUGAUAGUCACUUAUAACGGAGUCUGGAAAGGAUACAUUCAACCAUGUCUUGCAGACAAAAAUAAGGUCAAAUAGGGCCGCGUUUAAGAGGAGGAGGAAUUCGGGCGUCCUGUUUACGAGGCUUCUUGUGUUAAGUAACUUGCAUUUUAGACCUGUAGUGGUGGACCUGGAAGAAGUUGGAAGUGUGCAUGCCUAAUUUAAGUUGUUGGGAGGGCAGUUGUUGAGACGCAGGCCACUGGUCCUGCAUUUAAUGCAGUCUAUGUACAGAUCAGUCUCUCCUUGAUCCUGGUGUCUCUUGAGCUCCGAACGAAGCUCGCGGGUGCCAGCACUUUGUACUAUGGACAGGUUGGGCCGUGAAUUAAGUUUCCUAUUAUUUGUGCAGCUUUUGGCGAGUGAGUUUAUUGUGGAGAUGAAUUUGCGUUUGCUAGUUUCACUCUUGCAAAUGACUCUGCAGAAGUGUGGGGCGGCUGAGUCAUCACUGUUCUUGAAUUCAGGGCCAUCAUGGGAAAUGUCGAUGAUUUCAUCGGGAAUGAUGGUUGAUGCCUGGAAGUUGUUGAUGAUGUCACGGAUCUUUGUGAUGUCAUCGGAUUCGUUGAUCCAAAUAAGUUGGUCCAGUCCAAAUAAGAUUGUGUUGGGACACUUCUGUUCACAUUCAAUCACGUCUUUGACAAGGAUGGAGAUGUUACAGGAUUAGCAGUUAUCUGCGGCUGCGGUAGUUGGGUUGGGAUAGGAUUUCAGAAUAUUAGUGCUUUGCUUUUCUGCGUUUUUUCUUUUUCUUCAAGGGAUACUAAUCGCACUUCUAUGGUGUCCACCCGUUCAAGUAGAACAAUAAAUUUGUCCAGUCUGGGCUUACAUGAUGGGCAGAAUAGUGGAAACUAAUUUUUGUAACAAUGGGGAAAGAAUCACCAGGAUAAUGAAGAAUGAAGACAACAAUAGGCAACAUGGGAGCUAGCUUUUUGCUUUGUCUGAAAGUAUAAUAAUAUGGCAAUCAGGUUUCACCACAAGAAGUUGCAAAUGUGCCUCAAAAAUAUUUCUUGUGGGUUAUGUUCUUGUGUGAAUAACAUUUGGAUAAAAAAGAGAGUGCCAGUAGGAAAACCAGAUGCAUAUUCCUAUAGUUAUCAAACCAGAUAAAAGAGAGAAUCAUAAUGUAGUCUCUUAAGGACCUGGCCCAUAAUCUUACCUUUUAUCAUGAAGAUGAGUCUUCUUAUGGAGUUAUAACUCAGUAGAAAAAUUGCCCACAAAGCCUUGAGUUUAACUGUGGUCUCCUAGAUAUAAAGAUUGAAAAGAAGUACCGUAUAUUAGAAUACAAUACAGUAGAUAAUGAAAAUGGUAUGUGGAUCAACAGUGUGAACCAUCUCAGUUGGCACAUUCUAAAAAAAGGAACUCCUGGUCCAAUUAAUUCAGCAAGAGUAAAACUUUAUUGAAAUCUAGGUACAGCAGAAGCAAAGUCAGUUCUGAGGUUUUCCCACGAAAACCUGCAUAGGUAAAACCAGUUACAGACAGUGCUUUUGUUUUGGGAAAACAGUCUGUGCUGUUUGAACAGACUGGAACCUGUCCUUGAUGGGUAUCUCUUCUCAGGCAGCAGAAGGUGCUCAUACAUUCGUUAGACCUCCCCCCUCCCUAGGAAUUUACCCCAUUUCUGUUUGGCAAACUGUGAGCUGAAAUCAGGUACAAGCAACAGUGAAGCCAAGUCAGUUUUGACAAACAGCUUCAUUCAGUUGCCAGAUUUGUGCAUGUCUUAUUUGAUCCUGUUUCUUUUUGUUGCAUUUCAUGGUGCAGGUAUGUAUUCAUACAUAAAAAAAUACUUUAAUGAUUAAGGCAAUUGUCAGUUUCUGUUAAUUAUUUUUCAGGUAUGCCUUUGUAUCCACCAUAUCGAGACAAUUUCUUUGGUUAAGUAUUUAAAUCAGAUUUUUGUGGGAUUUAAAUCAGAAAUUUAAAAUUGCUAUUUAAAAGCAUCCAUCCUGAGUAGAAAAUCCAAUAGGUCCUUCCUCUGUCUAAUUA